GGUGUGGGAGCCGUGGGGAUCGGCGGUGCGAGUUGCUGUAGCUGCUAUGGGCAAGAAAGACCGGGCUGACCGUGAUAAAAAGAAGUCCAAGAAGCGGCACUAUGAGGACGAAGAAGAAGAGGAGGACGACCUCCCUGGCAUCGAGCCUCAGGAAGCGGUCCCUUCGGCGGCCGGCAAGCAAGUGGAUGAGUCUGGCACCAAGGUGGAUGAGUACGGAGCCAAGGACUACCGGCUGCAGAUGCCGCUGAAGGACGACCACUCCUCCAGGCCCCUCUGGGUGGCUCCUGAUGGCCACAUCUUCUUAGAAGCCUUCUCUCCAGUUUACAAAUAUGCUCAAGACUUCCUGGUGGCUAUCGCUGAGCCAGUGUGCCGACCAACCCACGUGCAUGAGUACAAACUAACUGCCUACUCCCUGUACGCAGCGGUCAGUGUGGGACUGCAGACCAGUGAUAUCACCGAAUAUCUCAGGAAGCUCAGCAAGACAGGCGUCCCUGAUGGAAUUAUGCAGUUCAUUAAGCUGUGUACUAUCAGCUACGGAAAAGUCAAGCUGGUUCUGAAGCACAACAGGUACUUCGUUGAAAGCUCCCACCCUGAUGUCAUUCAGCAUCUUCUCCAGGAUCCAGUGAUUCGCGAAUGUCGCCUGAGGAAUGCCGAAGGGGAGACUACCGAGCUCAUCACAGAGACUUUCACAAGCAAAUCAGCUAUCGCUAAGACUGCUGAGGGCGGCAGUGGGCCCUCCACUUCUCAGGUGACAGAUCCACAAGGAAAAUCUGAGAUCCCCACCGACCUGUUUGACUUUUAUGAGCAAAUGGACAAGGAUGAGGAAGAAGAAGAAGAGACACAGACAGUAUCUUUUGAGGUCAAGCAGGAAAUGAUUGAGGAACUCCAGAAACGUUGCAUCCACCUGGAGUACCCUCUAUUGGCAGAAUAUGACUUCCGGAAUGAUUCUGUUAACCCUGACAUCAACAUUGAUCUGAAACCCACAGCUGUCCUCAGACCUUAUCAGGAGAAGAGUUUGCGGAAGAUGUUUGGGAAUGGACGUGCACGGUCUGGAGUCAUUGUUCUUCCUUGUGGUGCUGGGAAGUCCCUGGUCGGUGUGACAGCUGCGUGCACUGUCAGAAAACGCUGUCUGGUGCUAGGCAACUCAGCAGUGUCCGUGGAGCAGUGGAAAGCCCAGUUUAAAAUGUGGUCCACCAUUGAUGACAGCCAAAUCUGCCGCUUCACCUCUGAUGCCAAGGACAAGCCUAUUGGCUGCUCCAUUGCCAUUAGCACCUAUUCCAUGCUGGGCCACACCACCAAAAGGUCCUGGGAGGCUGAGCGAGUCAUGGAAUGGCUCAAAACUCAGGAGUGGGGCCUUAUGAUCCUAGAUGAAGUCCACACCAUCCCAGCUAAGAUGUUCCGACGAGUGCUCACCAUCGUGCAGGCCCACUGCAAGCUGGGCUUGACAGCCACGCUUGUUCGGGAAGACGACAAGAUUGUUGACUUAAAUUUUCUGAUCGGGCCCAAGCUCUAUGAAGCCAACUGGAUGGAACUGCAGAACAACGGCUACAUCGCCAAGGUCCAGUGUGCUGAGGUUUGGUGCCCGAUGUCUCCUGAGUUUUACCGGGAAUAUGUGGCAAUUAAAACUAAGAAACGGAUCUUGCUGUACACCAUGAACCCCAACAAAUUCAGAGCUUGCCAAUUUCUGAUCAAGUUUCACGAAAGGAGGAAUGACAAGAUCAUUGUCUUUGCUGAUAAUGUCUUCGCCCUGCAGGAAUAUGCCAUUAAACUGAAUAAACCCUUUAUCUAUGGCCCUACAUCCCAAGGAGAAAGGAUGCUUAUUCUCCAGAAUUUCAAGCACAAUCCCAAAAUCAACACCAUCUUCAUAUCCAAGGUGGGUGAUACGUCGUUUGACCUCCCAGAAGCAAAUGUCCUUAUUCAGAUCUCAUCUCAUGGUGGCUCCCGGAGGCAGGAGGCCCAGAGACUUGGACGAGUGCUCCGAGCCAAAAAAGGCAUGGUUGCAGAGGAGUACAAUGCCUUCUUCUACUCACUGGUUUCCCAGGAUACACAGGAGAUGGCUUACUCCACCAAGCGGCAGAGGUUCUUGGUAGACCAGGGUUAUAGCUUUAAGGUGAUCACGAAGCUUGCGGGCAUGGAAGAAGAAGACUUAGCAUAUUCAACGAAAGAAGAACAGCAGCAGCUCCUUCAGAAAGUCCUGGCUGCCACAGACCUGGAUGCUGAAGAAGAGGUGGUGGCGGGAGAAUUUGGCUCUAAGUCCAGCCAGGUGUCUCGGCGCUUUGGCACAAUGAGCUCCAUGUCAGGGGCUGACGACACCGUGUACAUGGAAUACCACGCCUCACGGAACAAAGCUUCUACUAAGCACGUGCACCCACUUUUCAAGCGCUUCAGGAAAUGAUGCUCAGGGUCUCCGCAGUGAAGACUGUGGACUGGGGGCCACCGCUGGCAAUGGAUUUUCUCUCU
Messenger RNA from Sorex fumeus (smoky shrew), 2460 nucleotides. It is a transcript of the gene ERCC3, whose product is annotated as ERCC excision repair 3, TFIIH core complex helicase subunit. Bases 47 to 2395 code for a protein of 782 amino acids. Gene Ontology annotation, biological process: transcription initiation at RNA polymerase II promoter; nucleotide-excision repair; hair cell differentiation. The record is from RefSeq and is a predicted model, not a curated record. The transcript is spliced from 15 exons. Gene Ontology annotation, molecular function: ATP binding; DNA binding; hydrolase activity. Gene Ontology annotation, cellular component: nucleotide-excision repair factor 3 complex; transcription preinitiation complex; transcription factor TFIIH holo complex. Lineage: Eukaryota; Metazoa; Chordata; Mammalia; Eulipotyphla; Soricidae.